AUGGAAGUUCAACUAGAAAAAAUCCCUCAACGCUUGAUUAAAGAGACAUUGUUGUCGGAUGCACUCUUCAGCGCUUUGUUAAAGAGCCAACAUGCGUCCGAUGGGCAUCAUCAUUAUGAUUUAAAAACAUAUUUACGUGUCGGUGAAGACGUAUCAAGAUUAAUGCCAGCUUUAUUCCAAAGUUAUCGACAUCAAAGAAUGGAACAAAGGAAAUUUUCUGUUAAUUAA
Messenger RNA from Clunio marinus, 228 nucleotides. The record is from the annotation of a GenBank genome assembly. Lineage: Eukaryota; Metazoa; Arthropoda; Insecta; Diptera; Chironomidae.